Messenger RNA from Carassius carassius (crucian carp), 748 nucleotides. RefSeq lists its product as uncharacterized. The coding region runs from base 77 to 733 and encodes 218 amino acids. Lineage: Eukaryota; Metazoa; Chordata; Actinopteri; Cypriniformes; Cyprinidae. The record is from RefSeq and is a predicted model, not a curated record. The transcript has 4 exons.
UGUCCCUUUUUAUUUACUUUUCUUUUCUUGUUAUUACCGAUUUAACUGAUUAAUCAGGGGAACAAAAGCUGCAAUUAUGGGAGGCUACCUUGUGCUCACUUUGUUUGUUUUUCUUUUUGAUGGUCUGGUUGCUGACACAUCUGGAUUGAACUUGUUGUCAGUGAUUGAGGGACACAAUGUCACUUUAAGCACAGGUGUUACCAAACAACAACGUGACAAGAUGCUGUGGUAUUUCAACAAUACUCUGAUAGCUCUGAUCAAUGGAGAGCCCAGUAAGAGUUGUCUGUAUUAUGGUGUUGGAGGGAUAUUCAGAGACAGACUGGAAGUGGACUAUGAGUCUGGAUCUCUGAUCAUCACAGACAUCACAACUGAACACACUGGACGUUAUGAAGCAAAUUUCAUCCAAAGCAAGAGCACGGGAACCAGCCAAAGCUUGAACCGAAACAGCAAGUGUGAUGGCACAAAAAUCACCAGAAAAAUGAGCAACAUCGGCGAAACCAUAAAAACUUUAAGUGUUUCUGUCACUGCCUUUCUCUCUAGAACUGACAAACCCAACGUAGUAUCAAACAAUCGGGACAAGAAACAAGAGCAUGAAAGCAGUCUGUCUUUAGGUCUUAUAGCUGGAAUAUUUGUUGGUGUGUUGCUGCUAGCUACAGCUGCUGUUCUUGGUGUGAUUUGCUAUAUCUGCAGGAGAUCUAGCAAGGGCAAGUAUCACCUACAGAUAAGAUUUUGACAGGAAAACCAUCUC